GCGAAGUGAACCAGCAGGACAUCUGCGCCGCCGGUACAGCACAUGGACAGGACAGGCGACCAAGCCUCUGAGAUUUUCGCCAAAGAUAGCUGAACAGCAUCUAGCAGCUGCUCCAUCAUGGUGUAUGGACAGAUCCUUCAUCGACACAGCCCUGACGGUUGCUUUAUCAAUGUCAACGUUGGUGGUUUCAAACAACAAAUGGAGCACAACAUUCUGAAACGAUUCCCACAGACACGCCUGGGUCGCCUUCUGUGUUGCAGCUCCAAAGAAGCAAUCCUGGAGCUCUGCGACGACUUCAGUCCCUCUGAAAUGGAAUACUAUUUUGACCGCAAUCCGCGUUUCUUCUGCUACGUUUUCAACUUUUACCUCACAGGUAAAAUCCACCUGGUGGACGGAUUGUGCGUAGUCUCGUUUAUUCAAGAGAUCGAGUAUUGGGGCAUCAAGGAGCGCCACCUGGAAAUCUGCUGCAGCAACAAAUUCCAUGAACUGAUAGAGCUUGCUGAUGAUAAGUGCAGGGAUCAGAAUAGUGACAAACUGCAGCUCCACAGCUUGGACUCGUCUAUUGAGGAGCUGUCUGCUUCGGAGGACAACAUAGAAAUGUUUGAAGGUUCCUGGUGUGCAGACGCCCGCAGGAAUAUCUGGCUACGACUCGAGAAUCCAGGUUACUCUACUUCAGCCAAAGUGAUGGCUGUAGCAUCCCUAAGUGUGGUCAUUGGCUCUAUUGUUGCAAUGUGCAUCCACAGCAUGCCGGAUAUCCAUCAAAUGGAUCUCAAUGAGAAAAAGAUUGAAAACCCGGUGCUGACUUUCUUCGAGAGCUUCUUUGUAAUGUUCUUCUCUGCAGAGUUUGUUCUUCGUUUGGCUGUUUCGCCAUCAGCUAAGAAGUUCUUGUGCAGCCCUCUCAAUAUUAUUGACUUAAUGUCAAUUAUGCCCUUCUAUGUCACUAUAGCUUGUGAUAUUAUGGAUGAAGGUGAGAACACAGACUUGGAGAAUGUUGGCAAAGUUGUGCAGAUCUUAAGGCUGAUGCGAGUGUUUCGAAUCCUUAAACUGGCUCGUCACUCAGCUGGUCUUCGCUCUCUUGGUGCCACACUGCAACACAGUUCCCAUGAAGUUGGGCAGCUGGUGCUUUUCUUGUCUGUUGGCAUUUCCAUGUUUUCUGCUCUCAUUUACUGUGUAGAGAAAGACUGUCAAGAGUCGGAGCUACAGACUAUGCCCAUAGGCUGGUGGUGGGCCACCAUCAGCAUGACUACAGUGGGCUACGGGGACACCUUUCCUGUUACACUUGCUGGGAAGCUGAUAGGAACCGUAUGUAUUGUCUGUGGGCUACUGAUCGUGGCUCUGCCCAUUACUAACAUCUUCAAUAAAUUCUCCAAGUUCUAUGAGAGGCAAAGACAAAUAGAUCUCAGAAAAAGCAAUAACUGAACCCUCUCCAGCAUAUACAGGCCUAUUCUUAAGAAGACCAGGAUGUCAAAAUCUUUAAACCCACAAACUCCUUCAGCACUCACAACUCAUGAGAAGUUGUUAAAGAAGCUGCAGCCAUGAUACAUGAUACUCUUAACUAAAAUAAAUGAGGGCUUAGUAUUCAAAGGUCAGGUCUUUUUUCUUGUGUCUUGACAAAUGUUUUUAAUGUCUUAAGGGAUUAGUUUGACAUUUCGGGAAAUUUGCAUAUUUACUUUUGUACCAAGAGUUACAUGAAAGAUUUGAUACCAAUCUCCUGUCUGAUAGGCUGUAUGUGUAGCUUGCGCCAGCGGCUGGUUACCUCAGCUAGGCACCAGUUUGUAGUAUUUAGUGGCAUCUAGUGGGCUGAAUUGCC
Messenger RNA from Morone saxatilis (striped sea-bass), 1810 nucleotides. Its product is annotated as potassium voltage-gated channel subfamily S member 3-like. The coding region runs from base 118 to 1419 and encodes 433 amino acids. The transcript has 2 exons. NCBI's taxonomy places the organism in Eukaryota, Metazoa, Chordata, Actinopteri, Moronidae. Gene Ontology annotation, cellular component: voltage-gated potassium channel complex; membrane. The record is from RefSeq and is a predicted model, not a curated record. Gene Ontology annotation, biological process: potassium ion transmembrane transport; protein homooligomerization. Gene Ontology annotation, molecular function: voltage-gated potassium channel activity.